AUGAACAGAGACUUGGAGUUGGCUAGAUAAGCUUAUAAGGGCAAGAAUGUGGAGAUGACUAAGCAGGCCCAUAAUUACAAUCCUUCAGAACAAUUAUAUACUGAUGUAAAAGUGAAUGAGAAUGACCCAUUAAAAAAGUAAGGUAUUUUGAUAUUAUAGAACAUUCCAUAGAUUCUCAUACAGAGAAGCAUUCAACAGGGGGAAACUAUUUAAGAAGUUCUGUUUUUGGUGGUAUGGAUGGGAUGAUGACAACAUUCUCUGUUGUUACUGCUGUUAUUGGAGUAAAUUGUUUUAUAACAUCUAGGGUAAUUUUGGAGUACAAGCUGUUUUAGCCUUAGGAAUAGCCAAUAUGAUAGGAGAUGGAUUAUCAAUGGCUUUAGGGGAUUAUUUGUCUACAAAAUCAGAAUAAUAAUUUUUUAAGUAGGAGAGAGAAAGAGAAAAAUGGGAAGUUGAAAAUAAUUUGGAAGGAGAGAAAAAGGAGAUGGUUGAAUUAUAUAAAGUAUGAUGGAUAUUUAAAUAUAAGAAAAAAGGAAUGGAAUAAGAAGAUGCAGAAAAAAUAAUGAAUAUUAUAAGCAGACAUAAGGAUGCAUUUAUAGAUAUCAUGAUGUUAGAAGAGUUAGAAUUAGGAGGUGCAGAAGAAAAUCCAUUAAUGAAUGCUUUAGUGACUUUCAUUGCUUUUAUUUUAUUUGGAUUAGUCCCAAGUAUAAGAUGCUAUAAAUAUUAUAAUAGUUAUUCCAAUUAUUGUUGCAGCUAUUGCAGGAUUGACUGAUGGUACAACUAAUACGUUGUUUUAUAUAUCUAUUGCUAUGACUAUUUUAUUCUUAAUAAUAUUAGGAGUUAGCAAAUCAUUCUUCUCAUAUGCAACUUGGUGGAGAUGUGCUGCUGAAACACUUUUCGUAGGUGCUUGUACAGCUAGCUCAAGUUAUUUGAUUGGUAUGGCAUUUGAAGGAUAAGAUAUUAGUUGA
Messenger RNA from Paramecium primaurelia, 965 nucleotides. The record is from the annotation of a GenBank genome assembly. Lineage: Eukaryota; Ciliophora; Oligohymenophorea; Peniculida; Parameciidae.